Molecule: messenger RNA, 1479 nt
Organism: Closterium sp. Yama58-4
Lineage: Eukaryota; Viridiplantae; Streptophyta; Zygnematophyceae; Desmidiales; Closteriaceae
Source: the annotation of a GenBank genome assembly
AUGAUAGCGCCUUGUAUACUGACGCAGUUCAAAGCUAUGGCUAACGCGUCCAAGUUCUUGAUGGCGGCGGGAGCAGCGGGAGCAGCAGUACAACGGUCGGGAGCCGUUCCGGCGCUUCUCUCGCGCGUUUUCCACGCUGCUGUCGCUAGCAGAUCGCUCGCACCCAUCGCGAUCGCCUGUGCGAAUAUCGCCACUUCCGCUUCUGUCUCCGCGCCUAUCUCUGACCCUAGGUGUGCUCCGGUCGCGUCUACUAACUCAGCUUCCUCGCAUGGUGAUCCUGCUGGCGCUGCAAACGCGGGAAUCAGCAAAUCUGGCAGCUGGCGCAAUUUGAGCACAGCCGCCGUAGCAGUUCAAUACGAGGACAACGACGACGACGAUGUCGAUGGCGAAUACGGCAGCGAAAAGCAGCCGCAGGGUUACCCGUCGCCGUUCCGCAGAGCGCAGCUGUGGCAGCAGCAACAACUGCAGUGGCAGCAAAAAAAACACGCGCUUCAAAUACAGGCGGAAGUCGCGCCGAACGCUCAUGACGAUGCUACUGCACUCGACUCUUCGUCGUCCUCUCCCUCACUGCCCUCAUUCCAAUCCUCCUCAUCAUCCUCCACUCUCUCCUCGCCCUCUCGUGGCUGUAACUCAACCGACCCCUUCCGAACGAUGUCCUAUCCGUCGCACUCGUCGCAUGGAAGUCGUAGGACGCAGUCCGGCGACGGAUCGAGCGACAACGGAGUGGAGCACCGCGCGCUGCUAGUCGACGCUGCGGGAACCCUUGUAGAACCUAGCGAGCCAGUCACUAAGGUUUACGCGGAUCUGGGACGCAAAUACGGCGUAAAAUAUUCCGAGGAUGAGAUACUGCAACGGUACCGCCACGCAUAUAUCCAGCCGUGGCGCAAGUCGAUUCUGAGAUACGAGGACGACGCGCGGCCGUUUUGGCAGUACGUGGUUUCGGAGUCCACAGGGUGCAACCACCCGGAUUACCUGGAGGAAUUGUACCAGUAUUACACGACCAAGGAGGCGUGGCGUCUCACGGACCCCCAUGCCAAGGAGGCGUUCACCGCCAUUCGCGACGCGGGGGUGAAGAUAGCCGUUGUGUCUAACUUUGACACGCGCCUGCGCACCGUGCUCAAGGAGCUGGACUGCCACGACUGGUUCGACGCCAUUGCUGUGUCUGCUGAGAUUCAAGCAGAGAAGCCCAACCCAGUGAUAUUCCACUCAGCCUGUGACUUGGUGGGUGUAGAUCCACACCAUGCGGUGCAUGUGGGAGAUGACAGGAGGAACGACCUCUGGGGAGCGAGGGAUGCAGGUUGCUCGGCAUGGCUAUGGCAGGACGAUGUGCAUUCCUUCCACGAUGUGGCCCGCAAGCUCGGAGUGCUUUUCCCUGGAGAGGAGGAGAGCCCCGAAGCAAAUAAGAGGAUGCACAGGCCGCCUCGAUGGGCUGAAAGGCCCAUGAUUGCAGCUAAUGGCCUCCAUUCUAUGCGCCAGUAA